AUGGCUCUGUCUCCGCCUUCUUCCCCGCAAGAAUCCACCACGACCGGCAGCAUCAACGAAAAGGUCAACUCCACGCCAGUUACUCCCGACAACAACAACAAGCGUGUUUCCAUCGCAGCUGGCGCCGGAAUGUCUUUUGCCGAGAGGAGAAUGAGUCGCCGGCCAUCUACCGCGCCGACCCCUAUUGUCGAGGCCGGCGAGGGAACCCGAGACGUCAACCACUCCUUGCCCGGCGACGUUCGAAACAACAGGAAGUCUAAGAACCAAACCGACCUGGCUCGACGCCGCAGCUCCUACUAUGAGGAGGCUUUCCAGGGUGAUAGAGACAUCAACGUCCUCAAGGAUCGUGCUUACAGCGAAGCUAUUGUCAUGGCUGAACUCCGCACCAACGUCAUCAUUAGUGAUGAAUUCAGUUUCAUCACUGACUUUUCGUACCAGCUCUCUGUUAGGUAUCAGCGGCCAGUGUCGUCCAUCGUGGUGAACCUGCAACAUGGUGCUUGUAUGUUGUUUGGCGGAACUUUUGACCCUGCCUACACGAUGACAGUCCAUGCUCUGUCGUGUGAGGUUGGCGUCACUAAGAACAAGAGGAAUGCCGCCCUGCUCCAGAAGCACUUGCAAGAAGCCAUUGGUGUUUCGCCCGUCCGCGGAUUCGUCAAGUUUAUCGAGGUUCCUGCAGAGAACAUGGCUGUCAACAGCAAGACCGUGGCUGCCCAUAUUGCCGAGAUGACCGGCGAGGAGGAGGAAACCAUUGCUGAGCGCCGUGCACGCAACCGUAAGAGCAUCAGUGCUAAGUCUGUCUCUGCUCUUCGUCAUGGCUCCAUUGCCGGCCCUAGGAAGGGAUCCAUCUUUGACUUUAGGAGAGAGUCGGUCGCACCACGAAGAGAUUCGGUGAUGCCCCCUCCUAAUGAGCUCACUCCUCCUCAUAGCGCAACCGAUGCGCCCCCUAUUCCUGCUAUUCCUGAGCAACAUGUCCAGAACGCUACCACCACGACUACUACAACCACCGAUGAGAAGGAUGCGCCCAUCAAGGAGGUUGAGAAGGCUCCUACCAACACCAGCAGCCUUGCCCCUGCCAAGAAGUCCAAGACGGCGAAACGUAAGAGCAGCUUCGUGACCUCGCUGUUCUCGCGUGGUAGGAACACUCCCUCUCCGAUGCCGACCGUUUCUUAG
Messenger RNA from Colletotrichum siamense, 1170 nucleotides. RefSeq lists its product as uncharacterized. NCBI's taxonomy places the organism in Eukaryota, Fungi, Ascomycota, Sordariomycetes, Glomerellales, Glomerellaceae. The record is from RefSeq and is a predicted model, not a curated record. The transcript has 3 exons. The coding region runs from base 1 to 1170 and encodes 389 amino acids. Gene Ontology annotation, molecular function: phenylpyruvate tautomerase activity.